This is a messenger RNA of Durio zibethinus, 3310 nucleotides long. Lineage: Eukaryota; Viridiplantae; Streptophyta; Magnoliopsida; Malvales; Malvaceae. The record is from RefSeq and is a predicted model, not a curated record.
ACUGAACGUAACUGAAAACACAAUGCAACAAAACAUUGAAUUAUGAUAAUGAAGAUUGUGAGGAAAGGGAUAAGUUCGUUAGUACUGAAUUAUAUUUGUAGGGUUCAAAUUGAUAGUAUUGAAUUAUAUUAUAUUAUGGGUUAUAUCAGAUUUAAAUUAAUAGUACUGAAUUAUAUUUUUGGGUCAAAAUAUGACUUUUUUGAAUCCGAUUAUGCAAUUUGCGUUAUGAAUUUGAUUUUAAGUUUUGCAAACACAAUCAUUUGAAUUACUAAAUCAUAAAAGUUCAGAUAACAUUUUUGAUAAUGAUUGCAUGGGAAACAAUUAUACCAAGUAAAUUCUCCUAAAAUGAAAUGAUAUCCAUCACUGUUUGAUAUUAAAACUUGUCAAAAGUCCUUAGCAAUAGCCAAUCCUAUUCAUACGAUCAACAUGUGAAGAUGAUUCUUCAUGUCAAUCCAAGCAAAAUUAAAGGCUUUAUAAUUGUAUCCACAUAAGUUCUGAAAAUCCCUCCCUCCCUCCCAAAACAAAACAAAAAUCAAUUCCGUACAGCUUGGCAAAAAUCAAAGGGUAUCCCAUUGCAAAAGAUAACGUCGAGAUACUUAUAGCCGAGCUCCAUUUAUGGAGAAACUUAACCAAAGUUUGCUUUAGGCCAUUAGCACAUGGGCCUACGCUUGUUAACAUAUUGCAGAUAGAGUGGAAGCCUGGAAGGAAGCCCCUUAACUCAAAACUCUCUCUUCCUUUUAAUUCAUUUCUUUCCUCAGCUAAUUUCAGCCUUUGAUUUCGUAACCAAGUAGUUUCGGCUUGUUUGCUUUAGGGGAAUCUUGGGUUUCCUCAAAGUUGUCUUCAGAGGAAACUUGUACUUGUACUUUGUAUAUUUCCUUUUCUUUUUGUAGUUUUGUGCUUCUUGUUGAGCUUUUUUCUAGCCUCUAGAAAGUGGAGAAGGUUUUCUUGGGGCCAUUUUCUCACUUUCAUUUGUUUUUGUGCAGCAAAUAUUCUGUCUGAAUUUUGAAGAUGGCUAUGGUUACAUUAACAUCAACUUACAGCACAAGCCUCUCACAAACAUUGCCCUUUGAGAAUAACAAUAGCAGCCCUGGUGAUGCUUCUUUCUCUAAUUUCCCGAGCGGUGAUGGGGAAAGCCAUGAGAGAAAAGUUUCAAUGCCAAGCCGAAAAAUCAGCCCCAAGAUCACCAACCAAGAUGAACAUCAUUAUUCAGGAAGGAAGAAAGAAGAAGAUGGAGAAAUUGGAGUAUUUGGAGCUGAAAAAUACUUUAAUGGAGGGACAGAUCAUGUGGAUAGUCCAAGAAUAACCAAAAUGGAUGCAAAGAUGAUCGAAGUUGCGAAACAUGAAGGAGUCAGUCUAGAUCCUAUCAAGCCUGUAAUACAUCAGGGAACUCCAAGUGUUCGUUCUGAAUCAAGCUGGAACAGCCGAAAUGCAUUACUUAAGAGUGUUAUGAGAGUUCCUCGCCCGAAACCUAGUAAGGUGAAUGGAAAGAGUUUUCUUUCUGGUCUUGCUGGCUGCAAAUGCAACUGUUCUGAUAGGAAUUCUGUUGAUAUUGAAGAAGCACAAGUUGGUGAAAUAAGUUUCAAUAGACCUGGUAAUGGUGAGGUAGUUCAAGGCAAGCAAAAUAAAACAGCAGCCAGUAGUAAGGCAGGUCUAAAUGUCUAUAAACCAUCGGCAGAGCCAUGGAUGAAGGAGGACCUCUUUACUUUCCCAACUAUGAAGUCUACCGUGGGAAUUCAGCCUGUUAAAGUGCCAUUGCAAGGAGAGGUAGACGAAAUCGAACGGAAAUCACUAGAGGUUUUCGGUUCCCCUGUCCUUGGAAGGAGCAACAAGUCUUUGAACCUUGAGAGGAGGCUAAAAAUGCCAUGGGAUGCAACCCCAAAAGUAGAAGAAACUGAAUAUUCUAAUAAAGGAAACUACAAUGAUACAGAGAGUGAUGCAAGUUCAGACUUAUUUGAGAUAGAGAGCCUCACAGGCAAAGCCAAUACAUUUCUUGCGAGACAAGCAUCUGAUGCAGCGUCUGGCUGUGUCACCCCAACAACUUGUUAUGCACCAAGCGAGGCCAGUAUAGAGUCGAGUGUGGUCACGGGCAGUGCAGCAGAUUUCUCAGUGAUGUCUGACUAUGAAGAGCUAAGGUCAUCAAUAACAUUACCAAGCCCAAUAAAAACAUCUUCGGCAACCACCAAUGCAAAAACUAAACAUAACAAAGAGUUUCAGAAAGCUGUUAAAGUUGCUGGAGAUGCAUACAAAACAAAUGAGAAGGCAGGUUUUGAUCCAAGAAUGCGUCUUGUGUCCGAUUCCUGCAUGCCUGCCACAAGAUUUCGAACUGAAACUAAACUUGCAGGUUUUGAACCUACACAAACGCCACGGAUUCUUGCCACUCGCUCCCUUCCCCAUUCACAUUAACCACGAUCUUCACAUCUCUUGUAUAUUCAGAAGAUUGGAAUAGCUCGGCUGGAGUUUAUUUUAAUUAUGUUUUCUGUACAAUUUGCGAUGAAAAAUUUUACUAUGUUUCAAGUAUUAUACUAGUAUUGUUGAAUUCCAUAAAAUAAUCCUAAUUAUUUCGAAAGUUAAUCCAAAAAUCACAGGGAGGGUCAUUUAUUUGCCAUAUGAAUAUCGAUAAACUUGAAAUUAAUGCAUGGAUUGUGAAGAGUGAAGAUGAAUAUUAUUGUGUUUGCAUCCAGAUAUCUGGGUCCCUGGAGAUGUCCUCAUUUGCCCUGGCAGUUCCAACUUACAUUUGGCUUGCCUCUUCUUCUAGGAAAAAUUAUAUAAACUUACACAAGAUCAAUGAUCAGGAUUCAGGACCAUUAUCUUUCCAGCUUCAUUACAAAGUGCUAUGACCUGGACUUUCAAUAAUUGAUCUCCUGUGUUUUUGUCAAUAUUUUCUGUGUGGACCACAAGCAGAAGAUAAAUGAGAGCUCUAAGCUUUAAUUCUACUAAUACUAUGAUUUACCACCACAAAAGUGAGAAAACAGGCAAAGAAUUUAACUUUUAUUUGGUUCCAUUCUAUUUAUGUUCAAUACCCUUCACAACCCCUAAAGAAUAGAAAGGUAAAAUGUUACUGACUAUUCCACUUUUGCCAGGGGGAGAAACUCUUACAUAGCUUAGUUGCUGUUGCUUCAUACAUAAAUAGUUUAGUGGAGAAGCUCUUCAGUUCCAGCUAUGAAACAGUGAAUUUUCAGAGCAAGAAUGACACUUCAAAAUUAAAAAUUGUCACACCUAUCUGAGCAGGAGGAAAGCAAUUAAUUGAGCAACCACCUCAUAAAUAAAUUGGUCCAUAAUAUAUUGUCAACAAUUCCAUCAUUUCACAUCC